AAAAUGAAGAUUUGAUAUUAUUUUCUUCCUGUCAUUUAGUCCCCAAACCCAAAUGACUUUCUUUGUUUUGUGGAACAGAAAAAUAGAUGUGCUCUUAAUGAAACUGAACAAUUUGUGUUCUAAAGAAGUAAGAAAGUCAUAUUUGAAUUUAUUUAAAUAUGUUGGUGUACUUAUCUGCUUGUGAAGGUCCCCAAAAGGUAAGUUACAGCAGCUGCUGGCAAGGCUACAUAUUGUGUCAGGGUUUCGUUUGAAGAUGAAAAAUCUGGAAAUAAGCUUGAAAAUAAGCGACAAUGGCAAAUGUUUUUGAUUGAACUUGCUUUCGAGACAUCAUGGACUGUCACUGGCACGUUUGGGAUUUCAAGAUUUGCUGUCAUUCAUGGGGAUCCAUCUUGAAAGACAAGUUCGACUGGCUCUGAUUUUCGCUUGUCCACCUGUUUUCCCCCGGUUUUUUAAAAAACCCCACUAUAUACACUGCCAUGGAUGCACACUGCAGUGUUCAAACCCUUUUGUUGCCAUGCUAUCCAGUGCAUAAGUGUGCAGGACUUCUGUAUUUUAUUGGGUGAGCUUGGGGGAUGGGUAUGAUGUCAAAACAGAAGCUUGGGCAUAAUCUCUGUGGUUGUUUAUGGUGUCUUGAAAUGUAUUUCUCUUUUCAGUUCUGUAAAUUACUAUUAGAGAUGUAUCAUAUUGAGUGAAUUGGCCACUUGUCAGAACUAUUUUGAACUGGAGAUUUAAGUGAGACUGGCCAUCUUUUUUUUUGCAUUAAGCAGUUCUCUUCCCUUUCAUACAGCACAUUUUCUUUACUAAAAUGUUUUUAAAAUGUCUUAUUCUCUGUAUUUUGAAUUUUCAGUCAUGCAAAAAAGAUCUAUAAUUUGUGAAUGAAACUUCUAUGUAGUUCUGCCAAAUCGGUUGUAUUUCUUGCAUAUUCUUUGAUUAAAAUACUUUGAUAAGGGCAGACUUAUAGGUUUAUAAUUCUAAAAUACUUCGAUCUUUAUUGUAAUUAUUGCUAUUCCCUUUCAUAUGAAUCUGAAUAUGCAAGUUUUAGUAUUUUUAUUGAGAAUAUGUGUUUUGUAUACACCUUUUAAGACAUUUUAGGCUAUUUGGGGCAGGAGGUUCAUGGUGCAUUCUUGUAAUUGUCUACAUUUUUCUGCAGGGAGUUAAAAAGUUCCCCAUGUUUUGGUGCAUUGUUUUAUCUGAUGCUUCUGGCAUUUCCAUUUUUAAAUUGGAGUGAUGAAGUGAUAUGAUUUUAAAUUUGACAAUAAAUGGUGUUGGUUUAAUGAUAUCUUUAGCCUCUUGUCUUUGUUUUUGGCUGGAUUUGAUUCUUGUGUGUUGUUGACUGACUGAAGGAAAACAUUUCAUGUGAUUUGCUGUGACAGAUUGAGAACUGAUGAAGUCACAGCUCCUGUACAUUGGCUGCUCUUGUUGUUGUUGUUUCCUAGAAUUUCCUCUCUCUUCCCAACCAUCAGCUCCCUUUGCUGUCCCUCUCUCUCUCUCUCUCUCUUUCUCUCUCUGUCUUCCAAGUAUUUCUGUCUUGUUUGUUUGUUAUGGAUUGUGUGAUUCCUAUCAGGUUAGGAGCAGCCCGUGCUGUCGGCUCAGUAGCUUUUGUUAAAGACUGGCGAGCUUUUAAGCGCAAAAAAAAGAGAAGUGGGUGUGGUGUCAGUGAGUUUCGAGGAGGAUGAAGAAGGGAAUCUGUGUCUUAUAGCAUACCCUCUGCACAAUGAGCUUGGGGACUUGGAGAACGUGGACCCCUCGGCUGAUCUGGAACCCAAUAACAAAAUAACAUGGGUCUCCAAGAUGCUGCUGGACAAUGACAGCUACAGCAAAGAGAGGUCCAGACAUGCUCGAAAGGAUAAGGACAAGAGUGUGAAACGCGAGGAGGAGCUGGAAUGGCUCAAGCAGGCCGAGGUUUUCUACUACAGCCUGGAGAGGAGCAAUGCUGCCGGCCCUCAGCUAAAGCACAACCCCUGGAGCCUUAAGUGCCACCAACAGCACCUGCAGAGGAUGAAGGAGAACGCAAAGCACCGCAAUCAAUACAAAUUCAUCCUGCUGGAAAACCUGACAUGGAGCUACGCAGUUCCUUGUGUGCUUGAUCUGAAGAUGGGCACGAGGCAGCAUGGCGAUGACGCCUCUGAAGAGAAGAAGGCCAUGCAGAUCCGCAAGUGUCAGCAGAGCACAUCUGCCAGCAUUGGAGUCCGCCUCUGUGGCAUGCAGGUCUAUCAUCCUGCCACAGGUCAGCUAAUGUUCAUGAACAAGUACCACGGCCGUAAGCUGACCCUGUCUGGCUUCAAAGAGGCCAUCUUUCAGUUUUUCCACGACGGGAGACGCCUACGACGUGAACUCUUAUCUCCAGUUCUGCGAAGGCUGCGAGACAUGCAGGCUGCGCUGGAGGCCUGCGAAAGCUACCGUUUUUACUCUAGCUCACUCUUGAUAAUCUACGACGGAGACCCGCCACGAACACGCCAUUCUGCUGAGGAUGGGCUUUCGGAAGAGGAGGAGGAAGAAGAUGAUGACGAUGAUGAAGAGGAAGAGGAGGAGGAGGAAGAAGAGGGAGCUGCAUUUGGUUUUCCUCAUGGUGCAGGUGCAGCCAGUAGCAGCAGUGGCGCUUGCGGUGGUGGAAGCAGCACCAGUAGCUCUUCGGUGGUGCGACGGAUGGCCAGGUCAGACAGCGGGCCGGCCGUAGACGUACGCAUGAUUGACUUUGCCCACACCACAUGUAGGCACUACGGGGAGGACAGUGUAGUCCACGAGGGCCAGGAUAGCGGUUACAUCUUCGGACUGGAAAACCUCAUCACCAUAAUUUCCCAACUUGAGGACCACAGCACAGACUAAACCACCGCUUCGUUCAAACCAGCAUGGCAUUCAAAUGGGGAAAUGCUUUGUUCUCUUUCUCUUCCUUGUUUAUUCAAUCCAUUAUGACGUCCGGCUCAGUAAAAUCUCAGAGCUCCACCUGUUCAGUUGUGUUUGGUGUCUGUUUUUGUGUGCGUAGCGGAUUAAAAAAGGGUCGAGAGACUAACAUUGAGAUCGACAACUUCCUCAGUGUUUAAUAGCUUCACUCACUUCCCUUAUGUACUGUUACAACAUUGACGCCAUUGCCCUUUUUGUUCUAUUUAUUGAAGGUUAAUGGUUAUUUACUGAUUACAAAAAGGACCUGAUUUUGUUCCAGUGCUCACUCUGUGAGAAGGUUCCGGAACUUAUUAGCUUCCGAGCGCUCCUUGUUGGAUGAAGGAACGGUAGGUUGUGAAAUGGAAGACUGUUAAGUGUUACUCUACAGCACUGUCCCCUUGCACCUUUACCCAUCGUGAAGAGACAACUAUAUUCAGAUUGUUAGUUGACAUAAAGAGACUAUAGUAAAGCUUUAUUUAUUUGUCAUAUUUCCUAAAUAAACUAAAAAGAAAAAACAUUGAAAAGGCGAAUGGAGAUUCAAAACUACAUUCCAUGUUAUUAAUGUUACAAUAAUGAUAUUAAUGAAUAUUAUUAUUUGACAUGUUCAGAUACCUCUAUCUGUUGUACACGGUAUGUUGGAGGAAUAAUAAAACAUGUUUGUGUUAAAAGCU
Messenger RNA from Danio rerio (zebrafish), 3551 nucleotides. NCBI's taxonomy places the organism in Eukaryota, Metazoa, Chordata, Actinopteri, Cypriniformes, Danionidae. The record is from RefSeq and is a predicted model, not a curated record.